GCGAGUUCAUAUUUCUUUCGCUUUCCUUAAACUGACUCACUCCACUUCCUCUCUCUCUCUCAAACACACAGAGGCACAAGGAAACAAACGCCACGGCUCUCAGAGACACACUUCAUCACAAACUGGACUUUAUAAAGCGGUUGUGCUCCGCUGAAGAGGAAUAAUGAGAGUUUUCUGCGGUGUGUCUGAGCUCUUGUUGUGUUUUAUCGUCUGCGUCAGCUCAGAGAGCAUCCCAAUCCCUGAGGAUGUGAGAGUGACAUCACUGGACAUGGGAUUAGUUCUGGAAUGGGAUCCACCACAAAACACCACUGAUACACUAUUUAACUACACUGCUGAAAUUAGAAACUGGAGAAAUCAUUAUGAGCCAGGAUGUGUCCGCAGCUCAUCACUAAGCUGUGAUUUCAUUAAUGAUAUUACCACUUUUGGAGUUUACCAACUUCGUGUUCGGACAGAACUACAUGGAGAGACAUCCGAUUGGGUGGAGACUAAAAACUUCACAGUAGAUGAAAUAACUAAUAUUAGUGCUCCUCGUGUGGAACUGACAAGCAGAAAAGGACAAACUGAAGUUGACAUCACUGAUCCUCCUAUGAAAAAAAGAAACUUGAGGGAUGUCUAUACGUAUGUCUCUUACCUCAUCCUUUAUUGGAAAAAAGGAGAGGCAAAAAAGGAAGAACUAAUAAGAGACCAGAACAGAGUUAUAUUAACAAAUCUGGAGCCUUUGGUGGAGUACUGCGUCGAAGUGGCGGUUUUGUGUAUGACAAAUAAAACAAGCCAGUUCAGCAACAUGACCUGUGUAACCAACACAUCCAGCAAUGAGGCAGAGCCCGGGCUCAUAGCAGUUGUGCUCCUGGUCAGUUUUCUGGUGGUGUUAGCUGCUGUUGUCCUGGCUUUUCUGGCUGUGUGGUACAGCUACAAAGUAUGCAGAAUUAUUUUCCCUGAUCCUAAACUGCCAGAGAACCUAAAACAGUUUUUGUCCCAGCAGUCCCAGUCCCCCAUACUUUCGGCCAUGCAGGAGAGCACUCAGCUGAAGGAGCACUUUAAUGAGCUGAGGAUAUUUCAAAAGGAGCCUGACAGCUCUCAGGACAAUCAGCAGAUUCAGAAAGAUAAGGAUAAGUGUUGUACUGAAGCAGACAGUGAGGAAAUGGCCAGCACCACAUCAGAAGAGAAGCAUUUGCUUGCUGAACUGACAUUGCUAUAAUACCAUACUAUAAACAUUUUAACUGUUAGAACUAGUGAUGCAAUGUGGAUAAGCUGCAUCUGUGUGGAAGCUGCCAAAAUUGAUUUUUCUUUUUUUAAAAUCGAUCUGCAUUUUGAUGAACUGAUCUUAAAUCCCAGGAAUCAAUCUUUUGUGUGUUUUCAGUUGAUGUGUGAACACAAUUUUAACAAUGCUAUUUGUAGUGUCUGCCUUAAUCACAAUACGUUUUGUUCUUUGUUUCUUCUGAUAUGAAACAAAGCCUCAGCUUUCAAAAUAAAUGUGUUUACUGCUAUUUACAGCAGCAAAUAAACAUGAAUGAACAGCAGAAGGAAUGUUGAAAGAUACAGAACAAUUUACUGAAAUGAUUCAUAUCUUAUGUAAUCGGUCAAUCAGUGUUUCAACCGCAGAAAGACGUCAAUAAAGCAGCUGGAGAACAAUGUCACAUUUACCUCAGAAAAGCCAUUCAGUGUCUAUAAACUCGAUAGAAUUUUGAUACAUAUAUGCGCUAUAUUACAUAUUCAUUACAUCUGUACUUUAAGUUGUGUUACAUACACCAUUUAAAUGAUCAUAUUUCAACAACAAACUGGAAUAGAAACAAACUGCUUGCAUUGCAUUUUAAAAGUUCAUUUACAACUGUUUUUAUUAAAUAAACUUUAUUUUUGGUUUCCGUUUUCGGAUAAAUUAAAACUUUACCUUUAUUUUCGGGGAUAAAAAGGUGCAUCACUAGUUAGAGCUGUUGAGAACUGAUGUCAAGGUAAAACCUCCAUUAUGGCUUCUUGAAUACAAAAUGGAAGUGAAGUUUGUGUGAAGAAUGUUUUAUUUAUGUUUUAUUAUUUUGUUAAUAUAUGCCAUGUCAAUCAAAGCUGCCUGUGGCAAAUAUAUGAUGAUUAUUAUUAUUAUUAUUACUUUUGUACCUCAUAUCAUUUUGAAUGUUCAUUAAAGUUAGACCUUUCAAGACUGAUAA
Megalobrama amblycephala (Wuchang bream) is the source of this 2159-nucleotide messenger RNA. RefSeq names its product cytokine receptor family member b4 (gene crfb4). The record is from RefSeq and is a predicted model, not a curated record. The coding region runs from base 164 to 1198 and encodes 344 amino acids. Gene Ontology annotation, molecular function: protein binding. NCBI's taxonomy places the organism in Eukaryota, Metazoa, Chordata, Actinopteri, Cypriniformes, Xenocyprididae. The transcript has 7 exons.